Messenger RNA from Sphaerodactylus townsendi, 1059 nucleotides. Its product is annotated as probable G-protein coupled receptor 33. NCBI's taxonomy places the organism in Eukaryota, Metazoa, Chordata, Lepidosauria, Squamata, Sphaerodactylidae. Gene Ontology annotation, cellular component: plasma membrane. The record is from RefSeq and is a predicted model, not a curated record. Gene Ontology annotation, molecular function: G protein-coupled receptor activity; complement receptor activity. The transcript has a single exon. The coding region runs from base 1 to 1059 and encodes 352 amino acids. Gene Ontology annotation, biological process: complement receptor mediated signaling pathway; inflammatory response; phospholipase C-activating G protein-coupled receptor signaling pathway.
AUGGAGAAAGUCAACAUGACUGUCCUCUCAGAGAAGAAUGCCUCAACUACAAUUAACAGCACCAGCCAUUCUCCAGUGGACAUAAGCCCUAUGGACCUGGUCCUUGCCAUUUUUAUGUUGGUGUCUUUCCUGGUCGGGAUAUUGUUCAACGGGCUUUUCUUAUGGGUGCUGGGAAUGAAGAUGAAGAAAACAGUGAAUACCCUCUGGUUUUUCCACUUGAUUCUCACCUAUGUAAUCCCUUCUUCCCUCCUACUCUUCUUUGCUAUCCACACCCUCCUUGGUUUCCACUGGGUCUUUGGCCUAGCCAUGUGCAAAGUUCUGCACACCCUUGUUUCACUGGGGCUGUUCACCACAGUCUUUCUCCUCGCCAUCAUCAGCCUGGACCGCUACGUCCUUGUCCACUACCCUGUCUGGUCCCAGAAUAACCGCACCAUUUCCCGGGCGCAGAGAUUGAUUGCAGGGGUGUGGCUCACUUCUCUUAUUCUGAGUGCUCCGUACCUGGCAUUCCGGGAGACUCAAGUGCUAGAAGGUGGCCGAAUCGAGUGUGUAAACAAUUAUGCUCUCUCUAGUGAUUGGGAUGCACCUGAAGUGAAGACCCUGAGGAGCCAAAUUUACCUGGCUCUUUUUUUGACCAGGCUCCUGCUGUCCUUCCUGAUUCCCUUCUGCAUUAUCAUGGGCUGCUACUGUGGGAUGGGAUGGAAAAUGAAGAAGAAAAGGCUGGCGAGGAAUGGGAAGCCUUUCAAAGUCUUGGUGGUUGCCGUGACCUCCUUCUUCAUCGCCUGGGCUCCCUACCAUCUUUACCAUGCUUCGUUGCUGUUUAAAAAAGUACCUGAUGAAGUACAACUGUAUCUAAGAGCAAUUUUCAUCAUCACCACGUGUUUGAAUUGGUGUGUCACUCCCAUCCUUUAUCUCUUUGUUGGGGAGAAAUUCCAGCAAGUCUGCAAGAUGUCCAUUCGUGCUUUGCUGAAGAAAGCUUUUGUGGAGAUUUCCAUCCUCCCUGAGGAUGACUCUACUGCUAAUGGUGUAGCUAAUCCAAAUAGCAACCAAAGCAACUUGUAG